Morone saxatilis (striped sea-bass) is the source of this 1300-nucleotide messenger RNA. RefSeq names its product ORMDL sphingolipid biosynthesis regulator 2 (gene ormdl2). NCBI's taxonomy places the organism in Eukaryota, Metazoa, Chordata, Actinopteri, Moronidae. Gene Ontology annotation, biological process: ceramide metabolic process; negative regulation of ceramide biosynthetic process; intracellular sphingolipid homeostasis. Bases 15 to 608 code for a protein of 197 amino acids. The record is from RefSeq and is a predicted model, not a curated record. Gene Ontology annotation, cellular component: endoplasmic reticulum membrane. The transcript is spliced from 4 exons.
UGUACCUGCCGCUGAUGAGGACAGGAGGACGGGGCUGGAGUUUUGACAGAUGUCCGCCGCAGCAGUGGAACCAGCCCAAACCUAACGAAGGCGGGGUUAAAGAAGAAACAAGGAAUUUCCUGGUGAGGCUACGACAACACAGGAAGAUGAACGUGGGCGUAGCUCACAGUGAGGUGAACCCCAACACGAGGGUGAUGAACAGCAGAGGAAUAUGGCUCACCUACCUGCUGCUGACCGUCGUGUUGCACAUCGUUCUGCUCAGCAUUCCUUUCUUCACUGUGCCGCUCGUCUGGACCCUCACCAACGUCAUCCACAACCUGGUGAUGUACCUGUUUCUACACACAGUGAAGGGCACUCCCUUUGAGACGCCAGACCAAGGCAAAGCUCGCCUGCUCACACACUGGGAACAGAUGGACUACGGCGUCCAGUUCACAUCUUCUCGCAAAUUCCUCACUAUCUCACCAAUUGUUUUGUAUAUUCUCGCAAGUUUCUACACAAAAUAUGAUCCCACGCAUUUCCUCAUCAACACAAGCUCCCUCCUUAGUGUCCUCCUCCCAAAGUUGCCUCAGUUUCACGGAGUACGAAUAUUUGGGAUCAACAAAUACUGACUGAACACUGGAUUUUAACCACCAACACUGGACUUGUAGUUUUCUGUUUCUGCUGAACUUUUUUUAUGUUUAGAGGUUAAGGAGAAGACAACCAGUUUUGGUUUGUCUUUAUCUGUACAGACUGUGUGGAGUAAUAUAUGAAAGUUGCAGUUUGCGCUGCCUCUUGCAGCCUGAAAAAAAAAAAAACGUAAAUGCACUGCUGCUGUUUCAUUAAAGUAAUUGUCGUUACUGACAUUCCUGAUGUAUGGUUAUCAAAAGCCAGGCACUUUGCUCUCGGCUUCAAGAAAGAGCAAAUUUGAACUGCACUGCUUUCCAAUGUUAUUCAUCACUUUUUAAAUGUCGUCACCCUCUGUCUCUGUCUCUGUGUAGCUUUCCCUGUUACAAACUGCACUGGCUGCACGUCUGUAAAACUGUGCCUGGUUGUUGCCAUAAAUGUGAAUGAGUUCAUCUCGAAUUCAUUGUGGCAGUGUGGUUUAUGUUCUCAUAACACUUGCACAGGUUUCCAUUUUCUUUCAUGCUUUUUUUUUUUUCUUGAUUUACUAUGAAGGAAUUCACACGCAAGCAUGCAUUUACACACCUGCAAUAAACACUGCAAUCUUUGUUUUGCUAUGAUACACGUAAUCAUGUAAUUUACCGUUUGCUUUACAAAGCUGGACGUCUUUUCCAGCUUAUAAAAUGAGUAGUGAGAGCUA